This is a messenger RNA of Xylona heveae TC161, 1053 nucleotides long. RefSeq lists its product as hypothetical. Bases 464 to 802 code for a protein of 112 amino acids. The transcript has a single exon. Gene Ontology annotation, molecular function: amino acid transmembrane transporter activity. NCBI's taxonomy places the organism in Eukaryota, Fungi, Ascomycota, Xylonomycetes, Xylonales, Xylonaceae. The record is from RefSeq and is a predicted model, not a curated record. Gene Ontology annotation, biological process: amino acid transmembrane transport.
UCACAGAGAAAUCGAAGCCGAAGAGUAACGUCGUCAACGAGGCCAACCCCCCUGGAUACAAUGACCAAUAACCUACCAAUGACGCAGAAGCAUCGCAUCGAAACUGCUCAUUCUAGCUGUCAACGAUCAUGACCAAUCAUGCGAUACCCAAACGUGAUCUUGCCUGGUCGAGGGGCAAAGUCGAAUGUCCCAUCAGGCCCAGACCAUGUGGGGCCAAGGAUUUUCAGCACUUGUCGACCGGCCCACGGGGUCUUAGCGUUGUUGGGGUAGGUUACGCGCAUGGCGGGGCUGAUGCAAUGCCUGAUCCGAAUUUUGGUUCUAAAAACAUUGAAGUCUUUUACAUCCAUUGAAUUUGAUCAUACGCUGAUAUUGCUGUCUUUUAUCGCUUUUGUUCCUUCCACUUCUUUGAUCGUUUCACUGGGGUAAUGCAUUGUUAGACGCGAAAGGACGUUGAACCAACGACAUGAUAUCAUCGUCAUCGUCGUCAAUUGCUUUGCCGCAGUACGACAGUCCUGCGCUGCGCAUAGCAAAGGCGCAGGAGAAGACCGGCUCUACAGCAGUGGCGGCAGGAGCAGCGACGGAAGAUGAAGAAGAAGAAGCAAAUGGAGCUGCGGUCGAACUUGCAAGGUCGUCUUCGUCUCUCAAACCGACAUGCGAUCAUACCCAACGAAGAUUGAAACCCCGUCAUAUUCAACUCAUUGGAAUUGGCGGAACGAUUGGAACAGCACUGUAUGUUCAGAUUGGCCAGGGACUGUUGCAUGGUGGACCGGCAAGUUUAUUCAUUGCCUUUUCGUUUUGGUAAGUCUCCCUCUACCUUCUGCGAUGCAUGGCUAUCAAUUUGCUUUUGCCUUUUCAAGACCUCGUCAAGAUAUUGUUGUAUGAUAUUUGGAUAGAGUGUAAGCCUUUUUGAUGUGGCAGAGCGUGGAAAGGAACAUGGUGAUUGCAGUAUUGCAAUAUCUGGCCCACCAAAAAAAGAUAGGCAAAUCUUCAAAAUUUUGUGGGCACAAGUCAAAAGGAAAUAAUCUCAUAUAAUUGCAAAAAAAUAGGUGCACA